Malurus melanocephalus (red-backed fairy wren) is the source of this 1904-nucleotide messenger RNA. RefSeq names its product NIMA related kinase 3 (gene NEK3). The transcript has 17 exons. Bases 332 to 1804 code for a protein of 490 amino acids. The record is from RefSeq and is a predicted model, not a curated record. Gene Ontology annotation, biological process: protein phosphorylation. Gene Ontology annotation, molecular function: ATP binding; protein kinase activity. Lineage: Eukaryota; Metazoa; Chordata; Aves; Passeriformes; Maluridae.
CCUUCCGGAUCCUCUCCCCAACCAGGCGCGGGCAGCCUGGAGCGAGCCCCGGGGUUCUCCUAGGGCCUCGCCUGAGGUCUCGGCCCGGCCCGCUGAGGCAUGUACAUAAAGAGGAUGUUUGAAUUACGGCCAAACCACUUAACAGCACCGCCGUUUGGAAAAAAGGAUAACAGCCCCCUGCUGGAUGAGACAUCCUCCAGGAGAUGCCUUUUUAGCAGGAGGUUAUAUUAAGAGAAAAAUUUAAAGAGURUUAAGGUUAUGAUAAAGUUUAGAAGAUAAUAUUGUGGAAGAGGGUGCUUGAAGAAAAGUGUCRGAACUGAAUUUAUAAAGAAUGGAAGGAUACGACACGUUGAAAGUACUAGGAGAGGGAUCCUUUGGCAGAGCUCUCCUGGUUCAUCAUAGAAUCAGUGACAAGAAGUAUGUAAUGAAGGAAAUAAGGCUUCCAAUGUCUUCAUCUGGUGUAGAGAAUUCUAGGAAGGAAGCUGUUCUUUUGGCUAAAAUGAAACAUCCAAACAUCGUUGCCUUUAAAGAGUCAUUUGAAGCUGAUGGACAUCUGUAUAUAGUGAUGGAAUAUUGUGACGAUGGAGAUCUAAUGCAAAAAAUUAAACACCAAGGACGAAAUUUGUUCCCUGAAGACACGAUCCUUCACUGGUUUGUGCAGAUGUGCCUGGCUGUGAAACACAUUCAUGAUAAACGUGUGCUGCACAGGGAUAUAAAAUCCAAGAACGUCUUCCUCACUCAAAAUGGAAAAGUCAAAUUGGGAGAUUUUGGAUCUGCACGCCUUCUUGCUCAUCCGAUGUCAUACGCGUGCACCUAUGUGGGAACUCCCUAUUACGUACCUCCAGAAAUAUGGGAAAGCAUGCCGUACAACAACAAAAGUGAUAUAUGGUCUCUGGGGUGUAUUCUGUAUGAGCUGUGCACUCUAAAACACCCGUUCCAAGCCAAUAGCUGGAAACAUCUCAUCUUUAAGAUAUGCAAAGGGUCCUAUGAUCCACUUCCAUCUCACUAUUCCUAUGAACUUCAUUACUUAAUAAAACAGAUGUUUAAGAGAAAUCCCCAGAAUCGUCCAUCAGCCAGUACUAUUCUUGCAAGAGGUUGCUUAACCAAACUUGUAAAAAAUUGUUUGCCUUCUGAGAUGGCAAAGGAGUUUGAGCGGGUAUUAAAUGAAACCAAGAAACAUGAAGGCAAUGCAGCAAGACCAAAGGGUCAUGUCAUGACUGGUGGAAGCUCAAAUACUAAGAGUGAAAAUAGGCGAAGGAAAGAUGAAAGUAGCAAGCAUAGCCCCUUAGAAAGGAAAAAUACUGAGGGUUUGAGUGAAGGCACAAGGGAACAAAGGAGAUCUUAUCAAGAAGGAAGUACUGAUGURUCACACGCCCACAGGAAGCAAUGGGAAAAGAGGAUGUGCAGUAGUGUGCUGGAUGCCCUGGAAAAUGCACCUCUGCUUUCUUCCAGUUUUACAUCUGAGGAGACUGAAAAUGGUGGUGUUAUAAACUGCAGUGCAAAUAAGCCACGGAAGCAGUGGAGCAAGGAACCCCCUGAGACCCUGAUGAACAUGCUCAGCAAUGCAGAUAUCAGCUUAGCAUUUAAAACAUACACAAUUUAUAAAGCAGCUUCCGAAAACAUAUUAAGAGGUCCACUUUCUGAGGAAACUGAAGCAUCUGAUGAAGUAGAUGGUGAACAUGAAGCUGUUGUUAUAGAUUCUGAGAGACUUGAACCUAGAUCUGAUGAAGAUGACACGGACUUUGAGGAAGGCGACCUGGACUGGGUAUCAGAACUGAAAAUGGUAUUGAACCAGAGUGACUGAAAACUUGAUGAGUGAAAACUUACCGACAAUGAGUGAAGUUAGGUGUGCUUGUGUCCAAAUUUUUUUUUAUAAUUGGUUAUGAAUUAAAUAAUUUCUGUCA